GUAAUCACAAGCCAGGAACGCCCAUGAGCGACAAGCGCCUGUGUCGUCCGUGUAACUGUAAGGUUGGACCUCCCCCUUUCGGCAGCGCCUGCAUUCGAGGAGGAACUGAAGGGACCCUGUCAGCAUCCUGUCACAAGAGCUCUGUCAGAAGGUGAACCGCUGCAACAACAAGCCGCCGCUCGGUACCAGGCAAGGGACGCACACACCUCUCUCACAGAAUGUCUGACUCCCUGGUGGUGUGCGAUGUGGACGAGAGUCUGAAAGAGAAACUGAAAAAGUUCCGUUUCCGCAAAGAGACCAACAACGCCGCUAUCCUGAUGAAAAUUGACAAGGAUAAACAGCUUGUGAUCCUGGAAGAAGAAUAUGAAGACAUCUCACUGGAUGACCUGAAAAAUGAACUCCCAGAGCGGCAGCCAAGGUUCAUCGUCUACAGCUACAAGUACAGCCAUGCAGACGGAAGAGUAUCCUACCCUCUGUGCUUCAUCUUCUCCAGUCCUGUCGGGUGCAAGCCAGAGCAGCAGAUGAUGUAUGCCGGCAGCAAGAACCGGCUGGUCCAGGCGGCUGAACUCACCAAGGUGUUUGAGAUCAGGAACGCAGACGACUUGUCAGAGGAAUGGCUGAAGGAGAAACUGGCCUUCUUCCGCUAAAGACGUGGCUGGAGUGACCUUUUUUCGGAAACUGUGAUACAUUUGUGCACUGAAAAUGCAACUAUAAGGACUUUUAAUUAUUACCCAGCACUGCUACACAGUUCAACAUAUUCUAAUGAGCAACGUGGCAUAAGAGCAGUCUCAAAACACGUAUAACUGAAAGUUUAUUUCCCGCCCCAUCUUCUGAUUUCAACCAAUAAAGCGCUUUGUUACACAACUCCAACAGCCAUGUCUAAUGAAAUGCAUG
Molecule: messenger RNA, 894 nt
Organism: Megalops cyprinoides (Indo-Pacific tarpon)
Lineage: Eukaryota; Metazoa; Chordata; Actinopteri; Elopiformes; Megalopidae
Gene: gmfg
Product: glia maturation factor, gamma
Exons: 8
Coding region: 219-647 (142 amino acids)
Biological process (GO): negative regulation of Arp2/3 complex-mediated actin nucleation; actin filament debranching
Cellular component (GO): actin cortical patch
Molecular function (GO): actin binding; Arp2/3 complex binding
Source: RefSeq, a predicted model, not a curated record